AUGAAGGAAAACGACGACGGUGAAUUAUCUGUACGAUCUGCUUCUGAAGGAGCACCUGGCAGCGGAUCACAGAGCAAUGGAUCCCAGGAGAACCAGAGGAGGAAUGUGGUCCUUCACAAGGUGCUUCAGGCGCUGCAAUUCGCAAAGGCGGCCUACGGGAGCAGGAACGCCGCGACACUGGUGCCGGCCUCGGGCUGCAUGCGGCUGCAGGGGCUGCCGGACACCUGGGUGGACGUUGCCUGGCAGGACGUCAACAGCGUUGCCUACCUCGCCUUCAGGGGCCCUCUGCUGAAGGAGUACACGGGCAUGCGCGGCUCAGCGCAGGUGCCGCAGUAUCUUCAGGGAGUCUCUUCUUCGGCACGCAUUGAAGUGGCGGCUCUCUGGCGAUUCGAGGCCCUGCAGGAGCACAGCGGCAAUAUCGCCGGUAUCCGCGGCGCCGUCCUCAAUCUCUCAGGUGGCAAGGCACCGCGUAGGGUUGUGUGCACGGGGUAUUGUGUCGGGGGGUCUUUGGCGGGGGUUGCUGCACCGUGGGCAGCCAUCACAUGGCCGGAAGCAGAUGUGCGCUGCAUCACUUUCGGCUCCGCUGUGGUGGCGAAUCAGGAAUUUGCGCAUGUGUUUUCUUGGCUGGUGGCAGCCAAGUACGCAAUAUACCACGCGGGAGAUCCGUUAGUCAGCGCCUCUGAAACCGGCGGCUCAAUCCCCCUGGGCCACGUCAUCCAUAUCUCCCCUGGCCACGCUGACAUGGCGGACAUCAAGGGGGUGCACAAAGACAACGCCUGCCACCUGCUGGCGGCGUACGAGGAGGCGCUGACUAACCCGCACCAGGGGUCGAUAUCUCAUCUCCCCUUUGACACCCGCGGCCUCCAGGGGAUCAGCAUGAAGUCCAUGCACCAACACGUCACAGACCUGUGGGAUGCAAACAAGAAGAGGAAAGACGACGCGCACGCAAAGCAGCCGCCCGGGGGAAGAGCAAACCAGGGCCAGGAGGGCUCCAUCGAUAACUUCGGGGGCUGUGAAGAUCGGGAGCGCGAGUUUGAGACUGCCGCUGGGAGCAGCGGCCGCCAGAUCAUCCCCCAGAGGCGCCGCAAGCUCCGCUGGCCGACACACCUCUGCUGCCGAGACCGCAUAUGGCGCACACAAGGCAAGUUUAUCUGCCCCCAGCGGAACGAGGCGAGUGUGGCUCUGCCAAAUCAGGCGCAGCCACAGCAGGCUCAGCGCGCAGAGGCGUCCUGCUCAAGAGUGUUCCAAGAGGGGCCACAUGCGCCCGCCGACUCGCACCCCGGCAAGUCCGAGUUCGGCAAGAUGCACCUGGCUUCGCGCGUGCGGGGCGCUGCUCUGGCGGCCCAUGGAGUGUACCACAGCCUGGAAUACUUCAGGGGAGUCACCGGACUGCGCACGUCCGAGCUGCUUAGCGAGUGCUUCGAGGUGUGGUUUGAGCUUGGAGUUGCAUUCCGGACGCGCUGGGCCGGCGGCCCCGCCUCUGCCGACGCGGCGGCAUCUGCCGCCUCUGAUCUAUUGUGUGAGUCUGGUGUGCAGUGCGCCGUUGGAUGGAUGCCGAGCGGAACUCUGGUGAUUGCCUUUCGGGGCACAGCCAGCCUCAAGAACGUCCAGGCAGACAUCAGCUUCUUCUCCAAGCGGGUGGAGCUCCUGCCUAAGGCGUUCCCUGGCGCCAAGGCCCACAGCGGCUUUCUGCAGCAACUGAGCUCCAUCACCAACCCCGAGUCAUGCGACUCCAAUCUGGAAGAGACCAUCAAGGUGCUGACGGCAGGGCAGGAGCCCAAUCGCAUAAUCUGCUGCGGCCACAGCCUCGGCGGCGCCGUGGCGGCCUUAGCCGGCAUGUGGGCUGCGUUCCAGUGGCCGGACGCGGACGUGCGCUGCAUCGGCUUUGGCACUCCACGCGUGGGCAACAAAGCGCUGUGCCGCUGCGUCAACUUCAUCAUCGGGCAGUCCAUCCGCGUCGAGCACGGCCACGAUCCAAUCCCCUUGAUGCCUGCUCGCGCCCUGGGAUAUGAUGUGUUCGAGCACUCGGUGGCGCUGCACAAGAAGCGCAUCUGGCAGGAUUGCCGGCCGCUCGUCUGCAAAGCGUUCCCUGAUUUUGCCCAUCAUGGCAUGGAGAAGAAGAAGAAGAAGAAGAAGAAGAAGAAGAAGAAGAAGAAGAAGAAGAAGAAGAAGAAGAAUGUAAGAUCACGUCACAGCAGGAAAUGGCCCACAAACAUGGUGAGGGUGCUGUGCAGGGUGCUACAGAAGUGCACCCCUGGCGACUCGGGCGUGGAGAUUUGGGACGAGCCGGAUCUGCACCCCGAGAAGGACCUCAAUGAAAUGCUGCGGCAGCAGAGCAAGAUCAAGUGUUCCUGCUGA
Coccomyxa subellipsoidea C-169 is the source of this 2358-nucleotide messenger RNA. RefSeq lists its product as hypothetical. The record is from RefSeq and is a predicted model, not a curated record. The transcript is spliced from 18 exons. Gene Ontology annotation, biological process: lipid metabolic process. Bases 1 to 2358 code for a protein of 785 amino acids. Lineage: Eukaryota; Viridiplantae; Chlorophyta; Trebouxiophyceae; Coccomyxaceae.